GGAAAUGUCCAAGGCCAGGCUGGACAGGAACUGAGAUAACGUGAGGUGCCCCUGCCUAUUUGAGGAGAUGGAACUGAGUGAUCUUUAAGGUCCCUUCCAACCCAAAUUACUUUGCAAUUCUUGUCCAAAGAGGCAUGAACACACAUUCUGAUGAACAAUGCAUGGUCACAAGCUGGUUAUAUGGAGAGCUACAUUAAUUACUCCCUCAGUUCUCCAAACAAGUAUCUGGCCUGCAGGAAAAAAAUCUUGGCUUCAGCUUUUAUCCAGAUGGAGCAUAUGGUCAAAAUGGGGUCAAAAUAUGAUUUUUCCUCACAACAUUCUGGGGACAUGCAGUUGGGGCCAUUGGUCCAUAAACAAGUGUUUGCACAAAAGGUAUGAGGGAAAGUCUGAUGAAUCCAAGUGGAUUUAUUCCCAUUUGUGUAAUAAAAUACACCAGGAUAGCACCAGCUAGGGUCCAGUGAUGCAGAGAAUAGGCAAUUACUGUCUCUACCCCUUUUGUGAAUUUGGAAGGGAGAAGGAUAAAUUACUGACUAUAAUUUUAGGGGACAUUGACAGUUUUGGAGGUGCAGCCAGGAAUAUGAGUAGCCACAGGUUCUUAUGGAGACAGAAAUAGGAACCAAUUAAUUUGACCAUGGAUUCAUACUCAAAUGUGAAUAGAGCAGAUGAAAAACUCUGACAUUCCUGUAAACCAUGAACGAAGCCCAGAAUUUCCAAAUGUUACUAUUCCAGUUUAAUAAGAAUGUGUAAAAAAAUACCCAAACAAACCAUGAAUGAAGCAAACACAGAGUCUGUUACACAAUAUUCAUUCUUUUUGACCGUGAAAAAACAGCUGAUAGACUUUGGAACCCAAAGCAACUUCAAGAAGGCAUUGAAAAGCCCUUAAAUCAUUGUAAAGCAUGAUAGCAUUGCUACUGUAAUGGUGUUAAAAAAAAGAAGGGAAGGAAACAUGAAUAAAUCAUAAAGGUAUUGAUACUGGAGAUCUCUGUAUGAUGUUUUAGUUAAAAUAGCUAAAAAUGAGCUCACAAGAGAGGAAUCCCUGGAGGGAUGUUACCUGCUGGCUGCACAGAUGUGUUUAGCUCUAGUCUGAAACGAGCCAUUUGUGUAUUAGCAAAGACAACAAUCAUUUAAAAAUGAUUAACAAUGUUGACUGAGUGAGUGUCUUUGAAAGAGCAUCUCGGACUUCCUGACUUGCAUGGUUCAUGUCCCAGCUUUAAUGUGGUAUUAAUAUAAAAGCGGAAGACCAAGAAAGUGCGUGAAAAGGAAGAUAACCAAACAUUAAACUGAUCUUUCAGCAAAUUAUGAAACUUAAAGGAGAAAUUGAGGAAGAAUGAGAGCUGUGGGAAGGAUUUCCUGGGGUCAGACUAGUUCAGCUCUGCAGACUUUUCCCCUGUGGGAGUCUGUGGGACAGGCACUCUCAGGAAUGCUGGCUUCUUUGGCAGCAGAUCUAUUUCAUGCCCAAAGGAAGUAUUUAAAGCUUUUAGCACCUGAGGAAUGCAAAUUGCUCCAAGCGACAGCAUAUGCCAUGUUCUUCAUUUGUCCAGUAACUUCACUGUUACAGAAUCAAUGCCUAAAAUAGCUUCCUGUAAAAGUAGAUCUGUUUGAGAAGAUUAAAGUUCCCUUCCCUGUGGGGCAAAAACUUUUUAAUGUGAGAAGAAUGACUUGGAAUCUGCAGUUAGAAAAUCUGGCUGAUGGAGACCCUGGGGUCUGUGGCACAAUGGCUUCAUACAGCGCGCCAGGCUUUUCUUGGAGCAAAAACUGUUUGCAGAGUGGCUCCCAACAGCUCCCAGGCUGUGCAGAGCCCUGACUUAUCAUCCUUUUACAGCCAGGACAGCAGAGCAGCGUGGAAACAGGACAAAGCAGUAGGGGCAGAUUUUCAAGUUUUCUCUUUGUAAGGUGCCAAAUGAAGCUUCAGUGGUGUCUGCUGAAAGCCUCCUCUGUCCCGUUAGGAAGAGACACGGAAUUCCCCAGCAGCCAUCGCCUGGACACUUCACGUGGCCACGCUGCUCUUGCCAGCAGCGUGGGACAGCUGCAACACUUCAUGAGCCAACUCUUGAAGAAUUCCCAUGGAUGAAAGCACUCCAAACAGCACACGGUUUUUAUGACAUUCCCUCCUGGCCUCUCCUGACAUCCAGUCUUGGCUGCAGCUUCCUACUUACCCGCAACUGCCAGUGUGUCUUAUCCAGAGCUAUUUCCAACCAGCAUCUGAGGUCAGCAGCACCCUCCCCGGCUUGGCAUCCACUCUGGGGGCACCAACACUCCCACGGUGUGUGAGACAGGGCUCUGCUGAGGCUGGGUGCUCAGAGCAGCCCUCUCUGCUCUCCCUGGGGCAGAAAGCUGGGCCAGCUGCACACCAGGAGCUGCAGGCUAGGAGGACUCAGUGCACCGAAGGAGAACCACCCUGGCUGGUGAUGGCAGCAAGGCCUGAGGAGCAGCGUGGGACGAUGUCGGAGGCGCGACACGACAGCACCAGCAGUUUACAGCGGAAGAAGCCACCAUGGUUAAAACUGGACAUCCCGGUGCCGGCGCCCCUGCCUGUGCCAGAAGAGCCCAUUCAGCCUGUGCAGCCGACGCGGCGCCAGGCAUUCCUGCGGAGCGUGAGCAUGCCGGCCGACAACAGCCGCGUGCCGUCACUGCCCCACGACCCCGCCAGGAGACCGGUGCUACAGCGACAGACCUCAAUCACCCAGACCAUCAAGAGCAGGCAGGUUCGGUUUCAGAGGAGUCAGACCCUGCCCGCUCGUGGGCACCGGGGGGGCAGGAGCUCCCUGAGAAAGCGGCAGUCCCUGCCCCGAUCGUUUUUCAGAGGCACGGCAGACUGGUUUGGGGUGAGCAAAGACAGCGAUGCCACUCAGAAAUGGCAGAGGAAGAGCCUCCGCCACUGCAGCCUGCGCUACGGGAAGCUCAAGCCUCAGGUCAUCCGGGAGAUGGACUUGCCCAGUCAGGACAAUAUUUCUCUGACAAGCACAGAGACCCCUCCUCCCCUCUACGUGGGACCCUGCCAGCUGGGCAUGCAGAAGAUCAUCGACCCCCUGGCCCGGGGGCGGGCGUUCCGGAUGGCGGAGGACACGGACGGCUGCAGCAUGCCCCACACGCCCAUCACGCCGGGGGCCACGUCCCUCUGCUCCUUCACCAGCUCCCGCUCGGGCUUCAACCGGCUCCCGCGGCGCCGCAAGCGCGAGUCCGUGGCCAAAAUGAGCUUCCGAGCGGCCGCCGCGCUGGUGAAGGGCCGCUCUGUGAAGGACAGCACCCUGAGGAGGGCCCAGCGGCGCAGCUUCACCCCUGCCAGCUUCCUGGAGGAGGACACGGUGGAUUUCCCAGAUGAGCUCGACACUUCCUUCUUUGCUCGGGAAGGAGUCCUUCACGAGGAGCUCUCCACUUACCCGGAUGAAGUGUUCGAGUCACCAUCAGAAGCUGCAAUCAAAGAUGCUGAGGUGAAACCUCCAGAUCAGACAGAUCUCACAGGAGGUGCCUUGGACAAAAAUGAGCUUGAAAGAAGCCACUUACUACUCCCCCUGGAGCGAGGCUGGAGGAAGCAGAAGGACGGGGGCCUGGCACAGCCCAAGGUGCGCUUGCGGCAGGAGGUGGUGAGCGUGAGCCCCCAGAAGCGAGGCCAGCGCAUCGCUGUCCCUGUGAGGAAGCUCUUUGCCAAGGAGAAGAGGCCCUAUGGGCUGGGCAUGGUGGGCAAGCUGACCAACAGGACCUACCGCAAGCGCAUCGACAGCUACGUCAAGCGGCAGAUCGAGGACAUGGAUGACCACAGGCCUUUCUUCACUUACUGGGUGACCUUUGUGCAUUCACUCAUCACCAUCCUCGCUGUGUGCAUCUACGGCAUCGCCCCUGUGGGGUUCUCACAGCAUGAAACUGUUGAUUCAGUUUUGCGAAACAGAGGGGUUUAUGAAAAUGUCAAAUAUGUUCAGCAGGAAAACUUCUGGAUCGGCCCCAGCUCAGAGGCCCUGAUCCACCUGGGGGCCAAGUUCUCCCCGUGCAUGAGGCAGGACCAGCAGGUGCACAGCUUCAUCAGCGCCAAGCGGGAGAAGGAGAAGCACUCGGCGUGCUGCGUGCGCAACGACAAGUCAGGCUGCGUGCAGACCUCGGAGGAGGAGUGCUCAUCCACGCUGGCUGUGUGGGUGAAGUGGCCCCAUCACCCCAGCACUCCGAUGCUGGCAGGAAACAAGAGGCAGUUUGGCUCUGUUUGUCAUCAGGACCCCAGGGUGUGUGAGCAGCCAGCCUCGAUGGAGCCGCACGAGUGGCCAGAUGACAUCACCAAGUGGCCGAUCUGCACAAAAAACAGUGCUGGGAAUUACACCAACCACCUCCACAUGGACUGUGUGAUUACGGGCCGGCCCUGCUGCAUUGGGACCAAGGGAAGGUGUGAAAUAACCUCCCGGGAGUAUUGUGAAUUUAUGCGGGGCUACUUCCAUGAGGAGGCAACGCUCUGCUCUCAGGUGCACUGCAUGGAUGAUGUCUGUGGGCUCCUUCCUUUCCUAAAUCCAGAAGUCCCUGACCAGUUCUACCGCCUCUGGCUCUCGCUUUUCCUCCACGCUGGGAUCCUGCACUGUCUGGUUUCAGUCUGUUUCCAAAUGACGAUCCUGCGGGACCUAGAGAAGCUGGCAGGAUGGCACCGCAUCUCUAUCAUCUACCUUCUCAGUGGCAUCACUGGGAACCUUGCCAGUGCAAUAUUUCUACCCUACAGAGCAGAGGUUGGCCCUGCAGGAUCCCAGUUUGGAAUUCUGGCCUGUCUCUUUGUGGAGCUCUUCCAGAGUUGGCAAAUCCUGGCACGCCCAUGGAGGGCCUUCUUCAAGCUGCUGGCUGUGGUGCUCUUUCUUUUCGCCUUUGGCCUCCUGCCUUGGAUUGAUAAUUUCGCUCACAUUUCAGGAUUUAUCAGUGGUUUCUUCCUCUCCUUUGCCUUCCUGCCCUACAUUAGCUUUGGGAAGUUUGAUUUAUAUAGGAAACGAUGCCAAAUUAUAGUUUUCCAGCUCAUCUUCAUUGCACUCUUCUCAGGACUGGUGAUUCUGUUCUAUUUCUACCCCAUCAAAUGCGAGUGGUGCGAGUUCCUCACUUGUAUACCCUUCACAGACAAAUUCUGCGAGAAAUACGACCUGGAUGCACAGCUCCACUGACAGCAAAGACUGGCUUCUCGAGCAGGCCCUGGAGAUGGACUGUCUUUGCAUUUGCUGUGCCAGUUCCAUGGGGACAAAGCCUCUAAUCCAGUGACACUUCUAACCCUGCCCAUGGUUAAUUUAAACUGUCUCCUUAGCACUUGGCAGGCAUGGUUUGCCUUAUCUCAGAAGACUCUGAAAAACAGAAUGUUUGUGCCUUGUUCAAUUGUAUUGAACCUUUUCUGCUGCCAUUAUUUUUAUUACACUAGUUUCAAUACUACAUUUUUAACCAGAGUUGUUUACUACUGCUAAGGUGGUGAUUAAAUGGUGAGGUAGCGUUUUAGCUACUGUGAAUUGUU
This is a messenger RNA of Cyanistes caeruleus (blue tit), 5458 nucleotides long. Lineage: Eukaryota; Metazoa; Chordata; Aves; Passeriformes; Paridae. The record is from RefSeq and is a predicted model, not a curated record.